Molecule: messenger RNA, 1762 nt
Organism: Ipomoea nil (Japanese morning glory)
Lineage: Eukaryota; Viridiplantae; Streptophyta; Magnoliopsida; Solanales; Convolvulaceae
Product: endoglucanase 3-like
Exons: 6
Coding region: 73-1539 (488 amino acids)
Biological process (GO): carbohydrate metabolic process
Molecular function (GO): hydrolase activity, hydrolyzing O-glycosyl compounds
Source: RefSeq, a predicted model, not a curated record
UCUCCUAUUACUGCAUACCCCAUUCACCAACUAAAAUAUAUAUACCAUUCUACACUUUGAACUAAGUGUACAAUGGCGUUUCAAAUGGGGGCUUCUUUUCUUCUCAUCUUCUUCUCUCUCACAUUCAUCUCUAUGGUGAUUGCAACCCCUAACUAUAGGGAUGCCCUAGCCAAGUCCAUUUUGUUUUUCGAGGGCCAGAGAUCCGGGAGAAUCCCUAGAGGACAACAAAUUACUUGGCGGGGUAGCUCUGGACUCUCGGAUGGUUCGCUUGCUCAUGUGGACUUAACCGGAGGGUACUAUGACGCCGGAGACAAUGUGAAAUUCAACUUUCCGAUGGCCUACACCACAACUCUGCUAUCAUGGAGUGCAUUAGAGUAUGGGAAAAGAAUGGGACCUCAACUACAGAGUACACGGGAGGCGAUCCGGUGGGCCACGAACUACCUUCUCAAGUGCGCCAACGCCGCGCCUGGGCAGAUCUUCGUCGGCGUGGGCGACCCAAACGCCGACCACAAGUGCUGGGAAAGGCCGGAGGACAUGGACACUGUCCGAACCGUCUACUCCAUUUCGCCCAGCAAUCCCGGGUCGGACGUCGCCGGAGAAAUGGCCGCCGCCUUGGCCUCCGCCUCCUUGGUUUUCCGUAAGGUCGACCCGCUUUAUUCCCGGAAGCUUCUGGGGACCGCAGUCAAAGUGUUCCGUUUUGCAGUUCAGUACAGGGGUUCUUAUAGUGAUAAACUAGGUGCCGCCGUUUGCCCUUUCUAUUGCUCUUAUUCCGGUCACCAGGAUGAGUUGUUGUGGGGAGCAGCAUGGCUCUUAAGAGCAACCAAUGACGUUUCAUAUUACAACUUCAUUAGCUCCUUGGGAGCCAAUGAUUCACCGGACAUAUUCAGCUGGGACAACAAGUAUGCUGGUGCCUAUGUUCUUCUAUCCCGGAGAAGUGUGCUGGGAAAUGACAAUAGAUUUGCCCAAUAUAGGCAGCAUGCUGAGGACUUCAUGUGCAGAAUUCUUCCCAACUCCCCUUACUCUAGUACACAGUACACAAAUGGUGGUCUGAUGUACAAGCUACCACAAAGUACUCUUCAAUAUGUGACAUCUAUAUCAUCAUUGGUCACUACAUAUGCCAAAUACAUGGCAGCCACUAAACGUACCUUCAAUUGUGGAAGCCUCUUGGUUACUUCUAGCACUCUGCGAAGUCUUGCCAAAAGACAGGUGGAUUACAUUUUGGGUGAGAAUCCGAUGAAAAUGUCCUACAUGGUAGGAUACGGAACCAAUUAUCCAAGAAAAAUUCACCACAGAGGAUCAUCGCUACCUUCGAUAGCUGCACAUCCAGACUCUUUCGGAUGCGAAAGCGGGUUCCAACCCUUCUACUAUUCGUCAAAUGCUAACCCUAACAUUUUAGUCGGGGCCGUGGUCGGCGGUCCAAACCAAAACGACUUCUUCCCUGACGAUCGGACGGAUUACAGCCAUUCGGAACCUGCUACUUACAUCAAUGCUGCCAUGGUUGGACCUCUAGCAUAUUUUGCUGCAAGCUACCGUAGUUAAAUCAUAUCAAAUGUAAAAAUAUGCCCUUCCAAUCUUGUCCCUGAAAUAGUGAAAUGGGCAUGUAUCUGCCUAAGUAAAGUAUGGUGGGUCAAGGGCAUUUUAGCGAAAUUGAAGUAGUGCAGUACCAAUAUCUAUUUAGGAAACAGAGCCCGCGUUCGAAACUGCGUGGCUUGUGGCUACGUCGAUGCUUUAAACACAUUACACAUGCAACCAAGUUUAUUUA